Messenger RNA from [Candida] anglica, 1047 nucleotides. The record is from the annotation of a GenBank genome assembly. Lineage: Eukaryota; Fungi; Ascomycota; Pichiomycetes; Serinales; Debaryomycetaceae.
AUGACCUCGGAAGUUAUUGUAGACAAAAGAUCCGAUAACGGAGAUAUUGAUGAACAACCAUUGACUAAAAGACAAAAAUUGAACAUUCCAGAAGGAAUGUCCAAAAAUCAAUGGAAAAAACUUCAAAAGGAAAAAAGAUGGGAAGAAACAAAGGAACAAUAUAGAGAACUUAAACGAGAAAAAAGGAAAGCAGCCAAAUUACGUAAAAGAGAGGCUAUCAAGAAUUCUCUGCCUGAAGACACAAAUUAUCAUCAACUUAAAAAAAAGCAAAUUCCACUGAAACAAAUCAAGACCAAUGUAAACGUGAUCAUGGAUUGUGAAUUUGAUGAACUCAUGACUAAUAAGGAAAUCGUUUCUAUGUCUAACCAGAUUGCGCGUUCAUACUCUGCUAAAAGACACUGUGAUUAUGAAGUUGGGUUAACCAUUCUGUCAUUCAACAAAAAUUUAAAGAAUCGUUUUGAUAAUUCUGUAGAUCAAUACUUUAAUUGGACAAAUAUUGAGUUCAAGGAAAAUGAUCAUUUGGAAGAUCUUUUACCCAAGGAUCCAGAGGAGAGAUCCAAAUAUGUCUAUCUUACUGCCGAUACUGACACCAUUCUCGAAUCACUUGAUGAGGGACAUACAUAUAUCAUUGGUGGUAUUGUUGAUAAGAAUAGACAUAAGAAAUUAUGUCUUGAAAAGGCUGAACGAUUAGGAUUGAAAGUUGGAAAGUUGCCAAUAGAUAAGUAUAUUGAAUUGAAUGGUAGACAAGUAUUGGCAACCUCUCAUGUUUUUGAAUUGUGUUGUAAAUGGUUUGAAGAGGGUAAAGAUUGGAAAAAGGCCUUUGAUGAAGUGCUCCCACCUAGAAAGAUGAAGAAGGAUGAAGAAAAGAAAUCUCAAGAUGAAGAUGAUGAAAGUGAAGAAGAGGAAGUAACAAAGUCUGAAGUAGAGUCUGAGGAAGUACCAAAGUCUGAAGAAGUAUCAAAGUCUGAAGAAGUAUCAAAGUCUGAAGUAGUAUCAAAGUCUGAGGAAUCUGAAAAAUCUGAAGAUGUUACAAAGUCUGAGGACUGA